AUGAGGGGAAGCACGGGAGGAAAUGAGGGGAAGCAAGGGAGGAAAGGCGGGACAGAGAGGAAAGGGGGGAGUGCGGAAGAGAGGAAGGGUGCAAGUGAGGAGAUAGGACGAGGGAGGGAACAGGGGGUUAGCAUGGGAGAAAGGGGGGAAAAGAGGGGGAGCAAGGGGAAAAAGGAGGGGAAGCAAGGGGGCAAUGGAAGGGAAGGAGGGGGGGAGAGGAGGGGAAGCAUGGGGGGAAAGGAGGCGAAGGAAGGGGGGAAAGGAGGGGAAACAGGGGCGGAAAGGAGGGGAAGCAAGGGGGGAACGGAGGGGAAGCAAGGGAGGAAAGGAGGGGGAGCAGAGAGGGAAAGGAGGGGAAGCAGGGGGAAAGGAGGGGAGGCAGUGGAGAAAAGGAGGGGAAGCAGGGGGGGGAAAGGAGGGGAAUUAGGGGGGGAAGGGAGGGGAAGCAUGGGGGGGAAAGGAGGGGAAGCAAGGGUGGAAAUGAGGCGACGGAAGGGGGGAAAGGAGGGGAAUCAGGGGAAUUCGCGCCUCAUCCCCUUCCGCGCCUCAUCCCCUUCCUCGUCAUCCCCUUCCGCGCCUCAUCCCCUUCCGCCCCUCAUCCCCUUCCGCGCGUCAUCAAUUUCCGUGCCUCAUCCCCUUCCGCGCAUCAUCAAUUUCCCGCACGCCUGUGUGAUAAGGAGCGGAAGCGCGCCAAUGCGCCUGCCGCAGAUCACGUCACAAGCGGAGCAUCUCUCCUGUCGCGCGCAAAGGCCCCGUUUUUCUCCCCCCCUUUCCCCAUUCCACCCCCGGUAUCUGCUCCUCUCCUCCACCGUCUGGCGUUGCGUCUGCCGCAAGUUGCGCCAGCGGACAGCUCUCCCAUCGCGCGAUCAGAGCCGAUUUCCCCCGCCGACGCAGUCUUUUUUCCGCCUCUCCCCUCCCUCUCCGCCUUCCACAGUCACCGUGUCGAGUCGCCUCAAUGCUGACCUGGAAGGGGGUAACAUGCGCCACAUCGGAUCAAUAUCCAAUCCCUGCCUCACAAAACGGCCGUUUCUGCAGCGGGCCUAUCAGGAGCCGCCACCUGUCUCGGGCGCUCCCAUUGGCCAGCACCGGUUCGUCAUGGCGGGUGGUUACCGCAUCGGUGCUAACCAGUUUGCGGCUGUGGGUCACUCGCUGCGUGAUCUAAAGGAAGAGGGAGGAAGCGGGGCCAGCAAGUGCUACUGGAUAGCACUGGAUGGGGGGUACGCAGAGGGCAGAGUGAGGGUAAUUUACCCUGCGGAGCACCACUGGCUGCUGUACGAGACUGCCAUUUACGAGUGUACUCUGCUGGUCAACAGCACGGGCACCACUGGAGGAUCUGCGAUUCUCAUGCUAGACGAGCAGGCAGUGGUGAUGCACGAGGAGGGGCAGGACGAGUUUGCCAUCGAUGCACCUCCCCCCUACCACCUGGCCUUCUGCUCCUACCCCAUGUACCGCCACCUCAACCCCAAGACCAUCCAGGAGUGGCUGCAGAUAGCCCUGCAUUACCUGGGCGUGGAGUAUUUUGUUCUCAACGACGGUGCUUCUAUCGUCGAAGACGUAUAUGAGGUCCUGGAACCGUACAUGGCAGCGGGGAUGAUGGAGAUAUUGGACAUGCGGGGAGGGUACAAAUAUGAGUCCAAGCAGAACGUGCUUGUAUUGAAUAACUGUCUUUAUCGAAUGAAAUUUGUCUCCAAGUGGGUGUUUUUUGCCGAUUUCGACGAGUUUCUCUACAUUCAGCCGCCCCAGACCCUUAAAGGGUUGCUGCACGAGCACUCUAAUGCACCUUACAUCACCUUCGGCAGCCUCUGGUGGUCCAUUGAACGCUGCCGCCCUCAGCCCCCAUCGGAUCACUUUUAUCUCGAGCGAAUGCCCUUCCACUGGCCACACAUCUACUGCAUAGGGCCCAAGAAUGCGGAGCUUGCCGACGAGGUUCCGUCGAGGCAGGUUCAGAUGUCAGCUCUCGCAGGGAGCAGCUCUGCGCGGCCAUUCGACAUCCUCGUUAUAGGCGGCGGCGCUACUGGCGCUGGCGUGGCCUUGGACGCUGCUGCACGCGGCCUCCACGUGGCGAUGGUGGAGCGAGACGACUUCAGUUGUGGCACAUCCUCUAGAAGCACUAAGCUCGUUCAUGGAGGCGUUCGUUACCUCGAAAAGGCUUUCCUUCGCAGAGAUCUCGCCCAGCUUCGCCUCGUGAACGAAGCCCUGGCGGAGCGAGGCAUUCUGAUUCGCAACGCUCCGCACCUGGUCUGGCCGUUACCCACGCUCACGCCGUGCUAUCAUUGGUGGGAGGUGCCCUACUACUGGGUCGGGCUUAAAGCGUAUGAUAUUAUAGCGGGGAAGAAAGUGCUUUACAUGUCCCGCGUGGUCACGGCAGCGGAGGCUACUGGGAUGGUUCCGACGCUUGCACACAAGGCCCGAGACGGCCGUACGCUGAAAGCUGGAGUGCUGUAUUACGAUGGGCAGAUGGACGACGCUCGGCUGAACCUCGCGCUCGCCACCACGGCAGCGCGCGCAGGCGCUGUUGUGCUCAACCACGCGAGCGUGUCCGCGUUAAAGACAGACCCGACUGGGCGAGUUGAGGGCGCUGUGGUGAAGGACGAGCUGACGGGGAAGCAGGUGGAUGUGCGCGCCAAAGUGGUGGUGAACGCCACAGGCGCUUACUGUGACAGCGUUCGCCGUAUGGCGGAUCCCAACACUCCUCUCGCCGUCCUGGCUUCCUCCGGCUCCCACGUCGUUCUCCCCGACUUCUACCUGGGAGCCGCCUCUGGCAGCACGUCAGGUGCGGGGGCAGGCACCGCCAGCGGCAGCGGCGGCGGCGGCGGAAACGUGGGUCUGCUUAUACCGAAGACGGCGGACGGGAGGGUGAUGUUCAUGCUGCCGUGGCUGGGGCGGGUGGUGGCUGGAACGACAGAUGCGCCUUCCGAGGUGGUGGAUGUGCCUGUUCCCACGGAGAAGGAGGUUCAGUUCAUCGUGGAUACGCUCAGCAACUACCUGGAUGUGGAUGUGCGCAAGGAAGAUGUCUUGUCUGUCUGGGGCGGGCUCCGCCCUCUCCUGCGGAAAGGGCCCAAAACGAAAACACCCGCGCAAGAAGAGGGUAAACCCGAGGGAGGCACGGCAGGAGCAGGGAAGCCGGAAGAGGUUGAGACAGAGGAGGGGAAGCAGACGGAAGGGAGCAAGGCAGAUACAUCGAAUGUGGUCCGAGAGCACACUGUGAUGGUGGAGGGAGGUACUCUGGUUACAGUCACAGGCGGCAAGUGGACCACUUACAGGAGCAUGGCAGAGGACACGGUCAACACAGCCAUCCGAGUCGGCAACCUCACAGCACCAACCACCACCAACCCCACCAAUCCAUCAACCAGCACCAGCAGCACCACCAGCAGCAGCAGCGGCAGCAGCAGCGCUCUCGCCCUGCCCCCCAGCGUCACGGAGCAUCUGCCCCUCACAGGAGCGGCUGGCUUCACCCCGGCCCUCUUCUCCCAGCUGGCGCAGAAUGCCGAUGUGCUGCGGGUGGCUCCUGACCGUCGGAUCCUGCCGUACCGGCUGGAUUCUGCGGUGGUGUACCACCUGGUGCGGUCGUAUGGGACAAAUGCGAGCAAAGUGAAGGAGAUUGCAACUACUGAGCUUUUGGCUGAGCGCCUUGCUCCUGGUUUCCCCGACAUCGAGGCUGAAGUAAUCUUCGCUGCCCGUAACGAGUUUUGCGAGACUGCAGCAGACUUCCUGUGCCGCCGAUCUCCAAACGGUAACGUUAACGUUGACGAAGCUCCUGUGGACGCGUUCGGAAACCUGGAAGAUCUGAUCGUCGAGGAGAGCUCAUCGUCUGCUGAUGCGGCUGCGGCUGCCGCGGGCGGUGCUGAUUGGAUCCUGAGCUUGGAUCUGACGGACGAGACAAGCCUGAUUGCCGAGGCCAAUCUGGUUGACGAGUUGACUGCCGUUGAGCUGACUGCAGGGGAUCUGACUGCGACCGAGCUUGCGGCGAACGACGUGGGCCAGAUUGCAGUGAAACCGGACUUUGGGAAGGAGACUCGCGUGAUUCUUGAGAGCAAACUCAGCGAUGCAUGCCUUGGCGAUGCGCUCGGCGAUGCGCUCGGCGAUGCUGGCGACUUCCUUCUCGAUGCGUUCCAUGCUACUGGUGGCGACGUCGAUUUCUCGUCGCUGGACGUCGCAGGCGACGAGUUCCCGGAGUUUCUUGUCGAACCCGCCUUGGGAAACCACGUCGCGUCGCAGCCUGAGGUGACACCUCAGCAAUGCCACGUGGCGAACCCCCCUCCGCCGCCGGCGCUGCAGCCAAUGCGCAUCUCUCUGCUGCAGUUGCCCCCUGGUCUCGUUCUGCGCCGGUGUGGCGGCAGCGGAACGCAAAUCCCCUCCGCUCCUGCUGCUCUUGUCGCUCCGUCUGCUGCUCCUGUCGCUCCGUCUGCUGCUCCUGGUGCUGCUGUUGCUAUGUCCCAAGAGCGACUGACCCCUGUCGAAGCCCCUCUCGGAAAGCGGAAGCGGGAUCUCGCGUUUUCACCAACAUCAAGCUACGAAUUCCAACAGCAGCAGCAGCAGCCCCAGCAGCAGCCGCAGCAGCAACAGGAGCUGGACCAGGAGCAGCAGCAGCAGCAGCCAUCCAAAGUUAGGCGCGUGGAUCCUCCUUCCCCUGCUUCCGCGGUUUUAGCAGCAAAUGAAGAGCUGGACGUCGACUCGGGAUCAGAAGAGGGGGGUCUUUGGGAGGCUCUGGAGAAGCAGUUGAAACCCGCCACGUCAGAUGAAACGCCGUGUCAGUGCCUGGCGUGUCAGUGCAAGUCAGAGGAGGACCGGAUGUUCCUGCUGACCGGGAAGCGGACGGCGAAAGCUGGUGCUGGUGCUGCUGGGAGUAGAAAACGGUCCGGAUCGAAGAGGAAAGGCCGUUCUUUGGCUGAAGGGAAUGGUGGAGAUGCUAUGGCCGAUGUUAACGAAAUUCUGGGGGAGCUUGCACAGAUUCCGCUGCUGCUGGAUGUAACAGAUCUUCCAGAACUUCCGGAAGGAGAUUUGGGUGAAUGUAAUACGUUCUGGGAAGGAGCUGAUGUGGCAGUGGUUGGAGGUGAUGGUGGUGAUGGUGGUGAUUGUAGGUUGGAGGAAGUGGAAGGAAAGCACUGCUCUGGAUUUGGAAAGCGGUUGAGUCAAAUGGAUGUGACUGAAGUGGUGGAGCAGUGCAGGGUGUGGCUGCAUGAGGCACUACAGAGCCCUGGGUGUGACUCUAUUGAUGUCGACUUCUGCUUGAAGGUGGUGGGAGAAGUGAAGGGAGAGACAGUGGAGGGAGCCAAGCCGAUGGAGCUUGUGUUAGGGGAUGGAGUUCCUCUUGAGUGCUCCAUUGAGUAG
Molecule: messenger RNA, 5331 nt
Organism: Closterium sp. NIES-65
Lineage: Eukaryota; Viridiplantae; Streptophyta; Zygnematophyceae; Desmidiales; Closteriaceae
Source: the annotation of a GenBank genome assembly